Messenger RNA from Fusarium odoratissimum NRRL 54006, 2751 nucleotides. RefSeq names its product peroxisomal multifunctional beta-oxidation protein. The coding region runs from base 1 to 2751 and encodes 916 amino acids. Lineage: Eukaryota; Fungi; Ascomycota; Sordariomycetes; Hypocreales; Nectriaceae. Gene Ontology annotation, molecular function: oxidoreductase activity. The transcript is spliced from 3 exons. The record is from RefSeq and is a predicted model, not a curated record.
AUGAAUCUCCGAUACGAUGGACAGGUGGUGGUCGUUACUGGGGCUGGCUCUGGGCUGGGCAAAGCCUACGCCAAAUUCUUCGCUGCCAGAGGCGCCAGUGUCGUAGUCAAUGACCUUGGAACAUCUUUGAGAGGUGUCGGACAGGGUUAUAAGGCAAGAGGCACUUUGACUCUCUUGGCACGUUUUGCUGCUAACCUCCAUAAAACACAGAGCGCAGAUGCAGUUGUCAGCGAGAUUGUUGCCGAGGGCGGUAAAGCGGUAGCAGAUCAUCACUCGGUCGAGGACGGUGCUGCUAUAGUUCAAACGGCGAUUUCCUCCUUUGGCCGUAUUGAUAUUCUCAUCAAUAACGCUGGAAUCCUGCGUGACGUGAGCUUCAAAAACAUGACAGAUGCAGAUUGGGACUCGGUCCAGGCAGUUCACAUGAGAGGUGUGUAUAAGACGACACAAGCUGCAUGGAUCCACUUCCGCAAACAGAAGUUUGGAAGAGUCAUAUUGACCUCAUCCGCUGCUGGGCUGUACGGCAACUUCGGUCAGUGCAACUAUGCUGCUGCCAAGUCCGGGAUGAUUGGUCUCGGCGAGACUCUGGCCAAGGAAGGGUUGAAAUACAAUAUCUUGACAAACAUCAUUGCUCCGGUGGCUGCUAGUCGCAUGACAGCCACCGUGAUGCCACCGGACCUACUUCAACAUCUGACACCAGAAUGGGUAGUGCCACUAGUCGCGGUCCUUAGUCACCAAAGCAACACAUCCGAGAAUGGUUCCAUUUUCGAGGUCGGUGCAGGACACGUUUCGAAGAUUCGAUGGGAGAGAUCGAAAGGAGCCAUUCUCAGGUGCGAUGAGACAUUGACACCAGGGGCUGUGCUUGGGAAAUGGGAUGAAAUCAACGACUUCACAAACGCCGACUAUCCCACCACUACCGCCAACUUAGUCGAGCUUCUGAAGCGCGCACAGAACCUUCCACCUAAUAGACAGCGGGACGAGGUACGAUUUGAUGGAAGAGUAGCUGUUGUGACAGGUGGAGGUGCUGGACUCGGUAGAGCGUAUUGCAUUGGACUAGCCAAACUCGGAGCAUUUAUUGUUGUUAAUGACUGGAAAGACCCACAGAGCGCUGUCAACAAAAUCAAAUCGCUGGGCGGAGUGGCUGUUCCGGACAAUCACUCGGUAGAAGACGGUGAUGCUGUUAUCGGUACUGCGAUCCGUGCCUUUGGGAGGAUCGACAUAUUGAUCAACAACGCGGGUAUACUAAGAGACAAAGCCUUCCAGAAUAUGACGGAAAAGAUGUGGGACGAUGUGAACAACAUCCAUCUGCGAGCAACCUACAAGUGUGCGCGAGCAGCAUAUCCCUACAUGGUUAAGCAGAAGUACGGCCGCAUCGUGAACACAACGAGUACGAGCGGAACCUACGGGAAUUACGGGCAGGCAAACUAUGCCGCAGCAAAAACAGCAAUUGCAGGCUUCUCCAGAGCCUUGGCCAUAGAAGGUCUAAAGAACAAUGUUGUGGUUAAUUGCAUCUCGCCAUCAGCCGGUACCAACCUUACGAAGGGAGUGCUCCCAGAAGAGGUAGUAAGAUCUCGUAAGCCGGAAUAUGUAGCGGCGAUGGUGCUGCUCCUUUCAUCCGACAAGGUUCCUAAUGAUGCCAGCGGCAGGAUCUUCGAGGCCGGUUGUGGCUGGCAGGCAGUGACGAGAUAUCAACGAUCAGAUGGCUACGACUUCCCAGUCGACAGUCCCCUUACUCCGGAGCUUCUGCUCGAGAAGUGGAGAGACAUAGUCUCAUUCACUCCUGGAAAGACGUCUACCCCUACUAAUGCUGCGGAUACUCGCCAACGGAUUAUGGCAAACAUUGCUAGAUUGGACAAGUCCUCGUCAGGCAGCCAGCGCUGGCUCAAGGCUAUUGAAAAGGCAAAGAAUGCGAAGACUCAGCCAGCUGAAAUGAGCUUUGUUGACAAAGACAUUAUACUGUACAACUUAUCCAUUGGAGCCAGCAUAUCACAGCUUCCCUGGGUAUUCGAAAAGCACCCCGACUUUGAGGUCAUCCCAUCUUUUGGUGUCAUUCCAGGCACGACCACAGCCAGACCGUUCGAUCUUAAGGAUCUGGUGCCGAACUUCUCCUACAAGAGACUGCUACACGGGGAGCAUUACCUUGAGAUCCACAGGUUUCCCAUCCCCACUGUAGGGACUUUUGUAUCUGAGAGCAAACUCAUCGAUAUUCUGGAUAAGGGCAAAGCUGCGGUAGCGAUUAUCGGCACUACAACUUGCGACAAGACUACAGGGGAGAAGAUAUUCUACAAUGAGCUGACUCUUUUCCUACGUGGUGCUGGUGGCUUCGGCGGUACCCCCACCAGGAGCGACAGAAGCAAGGGCACAGCUGUACAUGCCAUUCCCGAGGGCGAGCCUGAUCAGGUGGUAGAAGAGAAGACAUCGAGCGAUCAAGCAGCUUUAUACCGACUGAACGGAGACAGAAACCCGCUGCACAUAGAUCCGACCGCCAGCGCCGCAGGAGGUUUCAAAACACCCAUUCUCCACGGCCUUUGCUCAUUUGGUAUCGCUACUAAGCAUGUAGUUUCGACUUACGGCCCCAUUUUCAGUAUCAAGGUUCGGUUCGCGGGAACCAUAGAGCCUGGGCAAUCGCUCAAGACCAAAAUGUGGCUUCAGGGUAAGAAUGUUAUUUUUGAGACCGAGGUCAAGGAAACUGGCAAGGUGUGUCUUGCUGGGGGAGUUGCGGUUCUGCGUGGUAUGGCCAAGACUCACUUGUAG